AAAUGGAAGCUCUGUGGAUAAAAGAGGACCUUUUCUUCUACAACAUAAAUUACACACUAACAUUUUACUAAUUACUAAAGUGCACGGACUACAACCACAGAUAUAAGUACAUAUCUAUGACUACAACUACCACAAGGAUGCUUUUUAAAAAAUGCACGGCGGUAGUUAUCGGCCUACGGCGAGUAACUCAAACGUGACGUUAUAUAAAGAGUCCACGUGACCGUGCGCGAGAGGAACGUUUGACGGAACAGCUGACGGCCGGACUGAGGGGCCGAGGGCGGGUCACCACAACGCUUUUCGGAACAAAAUAACUGCGCUGUUUUCCAUACGACCGUACACAUUUGGAGGGACCAUGGCUUCAGCGAAGUGCUCGAGAUAUUCACUGUACUGGGAGGAGACUGAGUGCCUGAGCUACUAUGAGAUGCUGUCCCUGCAUGAAAUCUUUGAAAUCGUGGGCUCCCAACUCACAGAGACCGAUGUUGAGGUUUUGUCCUUUCUCCUUGAUGAAGCUUAUCCUGGAAAACAUCCCCUCGAUCCAGAGGGAUGGACUGAUGAGCUGCCUCCAGGGCCUGACGGGCCUUCACAGGGAAAUUCUCCAUGUCCUCGGCUUGUGAAGACAUGGCGAAGAAUACAGCCGCAAAAUGAGGUGUGCUCAGUCGCUGGCCGCCACAGACCCAAGAGUGGUGUUGAACUGCUGUUGGAGUUGGAGAGGCGAGGAUACUUGAGCGAAGCGAACCUCAAACCUUUAUUGCAGUUGCUACGAAUUCUGACACGGCACGAUGUCUUGCCUUUUGUCUCACAAAAGAAAAGAAGAACAGUGUCUCCAGAGCGGGAAAAGGCAAAAUACCAAGCGGUGGAUACCAGAAGGGAUGCACAUUUCAGCUCAAACACCGAUAUACCGUCCUUGGAAAACACUCAAGACCACCAGUGGAGAGCAGGGACUGGGUCUGUGACAACCACCCCUGUCCGACGGAAGCGAGGUAGAGGUCACCAAUGGAGCAGAAAAUCUAGGGGCAAGCCUGAAAUCCAACCUCAACCAACACCCAACAAAGUGACCUGCGAUGUCCGGCUGCGUGUGCGUGCGGAGUAUUCGGAGCACGAGUCGGCUCUUCGUGGAGGAGUUUCUUCAGACAAGCAGCAGCCGUUGGAGAGGCAGUUUGAACUGUUCAGCCGAGCGAGCAUGCUGCUUCGUACCCGGGAUCUGGGCUCUAUUGUUUGUGAUAUCAAGUUCUCAGAACUUGCCAACCUGGAUGCCUUCUGGGCAGACUAUCUGAGCGGGGCACUGCUCGAGGCACUGAAAGGAGUCUUCAUCACGGACUCUUUGAAAAGGGCAGCAGGGCAGGAAGGGGUCCGGCUGCUUGUCAGUGUGGAUCAGGAUGAUUACGAGGAGGGCAGGAAACUGUUGCUCAGAAGCCAGGCACAUAAUUGGACAAACUGGGGAACGCAAAGUUUGCCCUGAGAAAUGUCAGUUUCACUUGGGACCUUCAGCUAUGAUGGAUGAAGAUGUUUCGCCUUUUUUUAUUUCAGUGCCCAUUGAGUGUUGGUGACCCUGAGAAGGAGAGCCUGCUGGAACAGUCUAGAUUAAACUGGGCAGCCGUUUUGUUGGACACUUAACUGUUUCUGAAGUAAAAUGAUUCCUGAGUGUUCAGAGGUUACGUUCAGAUGUAGCUCUCUCUCUCUGUCUCUGUCUCUCUCUCUGUCUCCGUCUCUCUGUCUCCGUCUCUCUGUGUCUCUCUCUCUCUCUCUCUCUCUCUCUCUCUCUCUCUCUCUCUCUCUCUCUCUCUCUCUUUGCUGCAGGUCAGUUUAAACAUAGACAAACACAUACCCAUAGAAAACUUGAAGUUGGACGUUCUGUACCGCUUGGUCUCCCACAGGUGGUUUGUGGAUAGAAGUUUUUUUUUUUCAAAUGUAAUGACACAAAAUGAACCACUUCAAGUUAUGUGUUUACCUUUGUUUGGGAAAUUUAAAAUGACCUCUGAUAAAAGAGAGGACUGAUGGGGAUAUAUCUAACCCAAAAGGAUAAACAAGUCAAAGAAUGAUUAAUAAACAUUCAGAUGAGCAGUUAACAAAAAUAUUAUGUCAGGAUUUUUAUUAUAUCUCCUGUUUGAAAAGGUUUUCUAAAGACUGAAUGGUAACUUCUUAAAGAGUUUGGUAUGUCUGGUAUGUUUGGUAACAGUGCUUCAGAUGAACAAACGCACUCUUCCACCAUUGGACCGUUUAAGAUGUUGUGUAAUUAAACUGCUCCAGAGUGCUCUGUUGUACUGCUUAUAAAAGUCAACUUAGAUCACUCUGGAAAUCCCUCAUACAGUACCAGACUGGAACGAAUCUAUCAAAGUGGCCAAAUUUGAAGCUGUAUUGAGGAUGGGGAAAUACCACAAGAUGGAACAGAGAUUAACUCCGUGUUUUUUGUUUUUUUUGUUUUUUUUUUUACAACAAAGACUUUCUACAGUGUGCACCACUGUGAGAUUACAUGCGUCCCAACAUCUGUUAUUUGUCUCAGAAACAAGGUCAUGGAUUUUCAAGGCCUUCGGAUGCCUUAGAAUGGUAGAAAAAUGAUUGUUAAUUAUAAUUAGAUGACCGCCGAUUUGACACCAGCCUUGAGACACUGUUGGAUUAACCUCUAGUCAUGUUUCUGGACUAGUGUGUUCUUAUUAAGAAGGAAUGUGUUCGUCUUUCUUUUUGUUAUAUUUGUACUCUUAAGACAAAAAAAAGCAAAGAAGAUAAAGGUCCAGAGGUAUUCAGUGGUAAUUCAGUUAGAAACGGUGCUGUCACAGAUGUGAGUGAAUUGGGAGUAAAACAUUGAAUGCUUUUGUGUUUUCAUGUUUUUGUUUAAAAUGUUAUUACUUGAUAUUGUUUUGAAAUAUAUAUACCUUUAAUUUAUGUAACUACAUAAUAAAAUAAUUGUUUUUCUGA
Puntigrus tetrazona (Sumatra barb) is the source of this 2913-nucleotide messenger RNA. It is a transcript of the gene dedd2, whose product is annotated as death effector domain-containing 1. NCBI's taxonomy places the organism in Eukaryota, Metazoa, Chordata, Actinopteri, Cypriniformes, Cyprinidae. Gene Ontology annotation, molecular function: protein binding; DNA binding. Gene Ontology annotation, biological process: apoptotic process; regulation of apoptotic process; extrinsic apoptotic signaling pathway via death domain receptors. Bases 353 to 1459 code for a protein of 368 amino acids. The transcript has 7 exons. Gene Ontology annotation, cellular component: nucleolus. The record is from RefSeq and is a predicted model, not a curated record.